This is a messenger RNA of Cucurbita maxima (winter squash), 911 nucleotides long. RefSeq lists its product as uncharacterized. The record is from RefSeq and is a predicted model, not a curated record. Lineage: Eukaryota; Viridiplantae; Streptophyta; Magnoliopsida; Cucurbitales; Cucurbitaceae. The transcript has 3 exons. The coding region runs from base 335 to 535 and encodes 66 amino acids.
GGUCCUCCCUAGAUUCUCACCUCUGGCUGGAGUUUCUUGUCCCUUUUUUUCUUUAUUUCAUUUCCCUCCCUGUAAUCUCUGUUUCCGAUGCCGAUUCCGGCUAUUGUUUCUCUCUCUCUAUACCUGCUCUCGUUCUGAUCUUGGUCAUAUUCCAUCUUCGCCACGCGGAUUAACGUAACAUUGAAGGCUGGCUUCUAAGAAUACUGAAGGGAGGAUAUUGUGAGCAAAAGUCUUCUGAAGUCUGAUUUCUGGGAGACCAGCUGCUGCAAGCUAAGGCUCUAACUGAAAAGUGACGGUAUUUCUAUCUGAAAACUCUAAACCCAAAGCCCUAAACAUGGCAGUAAAACCCACUGUUGCCUUGCGAGCUGUACUUGUUGGAGGAAUUGCAGCGUUUGCUAAAAUCGCUGGUGCAAUGAAAGCUGCAGGUGGCGUAAAGUUAGGUGCAGCCACGGCUGCCAUGACAGCAGCAGCAACUGCAGCUUUGGCAGGAUCAAAACAAGACCAGAAGGAUGAUUCCAAACACCCUCCAAAAUGAUGCCCCUCCUGUUCUGCACCUCACACAAACAAAUCCCAAUAAUGUUUUGGGACUUUUUUCCCCCCUCUUUGUAAUUUUGGUAGGGAGACAUAAUGUAUAAACCCCAACCUUUAGGCUUCAGCCAUAGCCAUGGUGCUAAAAUAAUAAGAGCUGGCCAGAUCUCUUUAGUUCACAGGAUGGAUUUUACAUCUCGAUGUCAUACCGUUCCAUCAUUAUUAUACUUGGAACAUUUUUUUUAUCAUCGUUUCUGCAUUUCAUGGAUAGUUUCAAUAAUGUCGUCUGUAAAGAGACUCUGUGGUCCAUAGGAAGGACGUAUACAAGGUUGAGACAUGUGAUUCAUUUCCCUUUAUCAGAAGGGAAACUGCUGUUUUGUGUU